AUGAAAUGUCGAAUCGUCCGGUUGAAGUUUUCCAAAGUGAAGGGUUCCAAAGUGUACGCAAGGGACAAAGUAUUAAGCGGGAUCGGAGAGAAUGAUCAGAAACGAGAGACUGACUUUGGAUACCUUUGUAAAAUUAGUAAACAUUUAUCAUCUGAAAUACUGCCAACAUUCCAAUUUAAUUGUCACAAUCAUGUUUUUUCAAUUGGAUAGAACAAAUAGUAGGUGCAUUUGAGAUUCGCACUGAGAGCCGCAGGUUCGAUUCCUGCCAUGGACAUAGUGUUGCAUUUUUCUGAACCGCUGCUAGUUAUACAGGUCUUAAUAUAUAUGCUCACUUUUCCACCAAACCCAGCAUUCUAGUUUAAACAUGUGAAGUGUAAAGCACAUCUUUCGAAUAUUUAUCAGAUUACCGCCUUGAACACUUCAUGUUUUCCGAGAAGGAUGUUGCCAGUGAAAUGGAAUGUGCUCAUUUGUGUGUUGGUAGAAGCGACCAAUGUCGAUCAGUUAACGUUGGAAAGAAAAGAAGCCAUAGAAAAUUGACAUGCCAGAUGAACAACGAAACAAAAGAAAAAAAUUUGAAGAAUUUUGUUUCACAUCCAUCUUACAGCUACCAUGAACCAAAAUAUGUAAGUACAUAUUUCAAUUUCCUUAUCCGAACAGAAAGGUCAAAUACUCAAUCACCCACAAACAAAAUGAACUGAAUCAAAUUGCAGUAACCGAGCAUUUAAUUUGUUAAUAAUUAAUCUAUAAUGUGCACAACUUAUUCAAUUUUCAAUCUCUAAUUACAGCUUCAAGCUGGUGUGUUUAUUCCAUUUUAUCUCUCACCAACAGGUAAUAUAAUAAUAUUUCUUAUCCCCGAGCCGACAGCGCGAAGCGCCGUGCGAGGGUACUAAUUCCCCUCGGCUAUUUACACCCGGGGAAGGGAAGCAUUACAGCGAAGUCUAAAGUUCAUCAAUGAUCGCAGGCGUAGGUCACCAACCGUGGGUGGGAAUCCUCGCUGAUCUAAAAAAUAUGGCUGUUUGCCAGGAGUGGGUUAAACAAGAUUUCAAUUUUCAAAGGCAUAUAUUUGGAAAAUCACAUUUCACACAAUGAGCAUUGAAGCAAUUCCUGUUUGAAGAAAUGAGAAGAAUUGAUUUACUGUGGAAAAUCGUGAAAUAUAGGGCAAGUUUGCUUUGAAUGUUUAAUGUUCAUGAAUUGUGUUGCUUUAAGUUAUUGCGUAAAACAUGCUUUCCUUUUCAAUGGAGCUGAAUUAAAGUUUGCUAAAUUACCCUGUUUAAUUUAAGAAUAAAAGGUAAAAUGUGAAGGAGAGCAAAUUCAUUUGAAUACAGGACAGAGAUUACUCAAGAAUUUGAACUUAUUUUUUUUAUAAACUAAAAACCCGUACAGUUUUACAUCGGAAAAAGCAGUUUAUAGUUUAAUAUUAAAAUGAACAUUUCAAAACAUUUUACGAAGCGAUUCACGUUAAAUUUUACAUUAAAUCAAAGCUCACAACUGAUGCAGAACAACAUACCUACAGUACAUAUUUCUGAAAUUCAUUGUUAUAUACUAGUUAAAAGCAAUAAUCUUUCAACUAUUUUUGGCGUGUUGUACAAAAAAUAUAAUAAAAAUUAAAUUUAUCGUGCUGCCAUGGCAACACUGACGUAAACGCGAGCCUGCGUUCAGUGUCGAUCAAUUAUUAGUACUUCAUGUUAAAUCAAUGUUUGGAAAAUACAUGCGAGGGGUUGCUGCAUGCAUGUAUUUCUGGUUUAUGGUUAACAUAUAUAAAACAUUUUUGGUGUUGAUAUACAGUUUUAAUGCACAUUUUCAUUGUUUUGAACAGGUUAUUAUUUUCAAGAAUCGACAUGCGCAAGUUAAUGCAACGUCAUUAUUUAAUGUCAGGAGGUUAUUAUUUUUAAUAAUGACCUCCAAUAUUUAAAAUAAUGACCCCGAUUUUUCGCUUGAAUAAAAAAUAAACCAUUGUGCGUUACAACUUUGCUUUAAAGCAAAUUUUAAUUACACUACAAAAAUUUCCAUUCCAUUCGCCCUUUUAACUCUAGGUAUUUUUGCAAACUACUGAUUAUUUCAUACAGUGUUUUUCCAGGAUACCUUUCUCCACCGUCUUUUCUUACUUCUGCGAUGAACUGAUGUAAUACUUCUUUGAGGUCAACUUCUGGCAUCAUAUGUAUUUCUGACUUGUAAACCAAGAGAAUUUUAUCAACCAAACACAUUUCCCUUCCAUCUUGAGAGAUCUCCUGGCGCCAUUGUGACCAAGCAUCGAACAUUCUGUAUGCCCACAUCGCUUUCCUCUUAGUAUUUUCUGGGAUGCUUCGCGAAGCCAACUCUAUCAUACUUUUACUGCUGCAAAUCUCAAACCGGUCAGACGUAUUCUGUUGCUCUAUUGCAAAAUAUAAAAAAUAUUAAUCGCUAUGAUUAAUGCUUGUUACUAACUUUUAAACAAAACUUAGCUAAGACAAUUUUCACCUUUUCUAUCCAACGUGCUUUUCCCAGGUGCAUUACAUCGCCGCUCACUGACACUGCAUCUAUCUGAUUUGGCCUUUCCAGUGAAAUUCUCCGCUCUGCAAACAAAUCCAAUGACUGGGAAAGUAUUCCAUCCAGCCCAUCGUCUUCCAAAUCUAGACAGUCGCAAUCCCAAUCAUUGGUCUUUUCAACUUCAAAUUCAUCGUCAUAUCCUUCUCCAAACAAACUAAAAUCUCGCUUUCUCGAACCAGACAUCCUCACUCCACAAAUAUCAAUCAAGUAAUAAAAAGGUAGCUGUUGAAAAAACACAGCCCAGGAAUGCGCAUACAAAACACAAAUAUGGUGUAAAAAAUAAUAGUACCACAACAAUGAACUUGUAACUAUCUUAAUAGUUUUCUUUGUUCAUAAACACCAUAAUGUGCAUUAAGUCGGGUAAUGCCCUCGCUCUCGGUAUUAUUAAAAAUAGUGACCUCGCGCUACGCGCUCGGUCAUUAUUUUUAAUAAUACCUCGAGCUUGGGCAUUAUCCUAUACAUAUCAACACGAGUGGAAUUGGAAAAACGAGAAAUUGUAUGGAAACACGUGCACGACGCCCGAAGGGCGUAGUGUUUUCAUACAAUUUCGAGUUUUCCCGACUUCCACGAGUACGGAAAAAUGUUUUAUAUUUUUUAUAAUAUAGCAAUGUCAAAAGCCCGAAGGAUAAGAAAAAUUUCUGUGUUUACAAGCGGCGGAAAAUUUCCCGUGUUGACAUUGAGUUAUAUCAACACGGCUCUUAGCCAAUCAGCGUUCAGAAUUUACAAAUUCUCUAUUAUAAAUAACAAUUGUCUGCGGCGCUAACAACAAGGUGAUUGUUGCGAAUAUGUAAUUAGUUUAUUCUAAAACCCGCGAAAAUUAUACUGACAAUAACAACACCAAAUUAUCGCGACAAAAAUAUUGCUUACGUUACACUCCCGGGGGUUGAUCUCCGUCAGGUGAUCAAAAGCCCAACAAAAUUUGAAUGUAAUUAUGUUAAAAUUAAAGAGUCCUUGCUCAUGUUGCUUAUAACUGUUCGUACGAAUAUUAAUACUCGUACGGAUAUUAAAUAUCUUAAUGUUCUAACUUCUAAUGUUCAACUUGUAUUACAUAGGUCUCUGUAAUACAGUAGUUUUUCCAUGUCCUAGCGCAGUAAGAACGGUAAGCCUUGCUGUUCGAACUCCUCCAUCUUUGCCUUCGAGUAACUCGGUAAUUCUAGCUAAUUUCCAAUAACAUCGAGCCGAAGAAUCGUUUUUUAGAAUCACUACUUCGCCGACUGAUAUAUCACUUGAAUUUCGUCCAACACUUGACUUCUUUCUUGCACUUUCGCGUAAUCCCAAAAGGUACUCUCUACGCCAUUGUCGGAUAAAGUUUUGAAGCAAUCUGUAAUGGUACUUUAUUCUCCGCGUCAAGGUUUGGUAUGUACUGGACACAUUUGAAUACCGUUGAUUUGGUGUCGUUGCUAUAUGCAGUCCGUACACCAGGUCCGCUGGCAUAAGAGGAUAAGAUAGACUUUCGUCAUCUGCGUACACAUAGGUCAUAUGGGCUGUUAAAUAAGAUGCACUCGAAUUCAACCAUUAACGUGCGUAAUUCCUCAAAGUUCAACGAAGAUCGCCCUACAGACUUGACACUUCACACUAAACGCUCCCAAUAUCCACCUCACCAUGGGGCUUUCUCAGCGAUAAACUCCCCGACUACUUGCUUGUUUGCCAGAUCAGUUUUGACUUCGGCCGCUUGCAUAAUCUUCCUGAUACUUACCGACGAUGCUUUAAAGGUUUUUGCAUUGUCUGAUUGUAGUUUCGCUGUAGUUCACGACGGGCUGUGAACCACCUAAACGCCUGUAGAAAUGAUAAUGCACUCAAGUCUCUAGUAAGUUCUAGGUGGAUAAUACGCGGUGAUGAACAAGUAAACAAGCAACAAUAACAUUUGACAUUUGUUUUCGAAUCACAAGUAACGUAGAGUGGACCAGCGAAGUCCUCUCCCGUGUUUGUAAACGGUGGACUCUCAUCAACACGAUUGUUAGGAAGAUCGGGCAUUGGCUGCGUGGAAAACGACUUCCCCUCGUGUUUUUUAUAUACAACACAUCUUCUAGUAACUCGUUUUACGACCUCUCUGCCUUUCAAUAUCCAGUAUUGUUGUCGAAUGGAGUUCAAUGUAUCACGAAUGCCUUGAUGAUGGAUAUCUUCAUGCCGUUCACGAAUUAAAAGUUCGGUAAUUCUAUACCGUGACGGCAGUAUAAUAGGGUUCUUGCUAGGUUCUGCAACUUCGGCGUUAUGCAGCCGUCCUUUGCAACAAAUUAAUCCAUUGGUGUCAAGCUGUAGUUCAAACUGCAUGGUGUAAGCAAGCAGUACCGCCUUUCAUUAAUGCAUUUUGUUCGGUUUUGAAAGAGAUUUAAUCCAAUCGAUUUCUGCAGACCGCAAUUUGUCCCCGGUUAAAUGCUUUGUAGGAACAUUCGCCUUUCGUUUCAGUAGUUUCACGAAUCUCAUGACAAUUGCAGUCACUCGGAGUAACUUAAUCUAAGUACCGUAUCUUUCGAUGUCGAUGAUAUUUUCUAAGUUGGAUACAUUCUUCGAAACACAAGAAAGUGAGCUAGUAACAACAGGUGGAUGUUUUAGCAACUCCUUGUCCGCCAGCUCGUUGGCAUUUGUCGUUGCUGACUUUGGCCACGAUUCAGGAUUCUCCUUCAAAAAUUGAGGUUCGUUCCACCAUGAUUUUUUCUUCACUAGUUCCUUUACGGCACACCCUCGCAUUGGAAUGUCAGUCGGGUUCAACUCUCCUGGACAAAAUCUCCACUUCUCCUUCGCCGAUAAUCGUCUGAUCUCGUUGACCAGAUGUUAUGCAUGCUGACGCCACGGUUUGUUGUUCUUAAUCCAGCACAGAGGAGUAAAUGAAUCCACCCAAUAAUACACAUCGAAUUUCAAUGCACGAGACUCUAGAACAGAACGAAUAGAGAAAACCAACUCUGCCAGCAGGCAAGCUCCCAAAAGUUACAAUCUAGGAAUAGAUUGUUUUUUCAGUGGUGUCGAUCGUUUCAGAGGCGAUAAGACGCACACGCAUUGUUCCGUUUGUAUACUUGGACAGCAAGUAAACCACCGCUGCUACUGCUUUCUCUGAUGCAUCACUAAAUCCAUGGAUAUCAUAACUGAGAAGUUCCCCUGUACCUUCUGAAUUGUAUGGAAAUAACAUCGCGGAAUACUCAGAGAGUACACUAACUUCGCCCACCAGGGAAGUCCACCUUUUCAACCAUUUUUUCUCUAUAGGGCCUCGUCCCAAUCAAUCUUGGUGGAACACAGCUCCUGGAACCACAUCUUUAGAUUCACCGUUAUUGGGCUGAUUAAUCCGAUAGGAUCAAAUAUUUUCGCGGACGCAUGCAAUAUUGAUCUUUUUGUAGGUGGUAAUGACUUCAGAUAUUCUAUAAGUUAUACAACAUCAAAACUUAAUCAGUCCUUUUCCGUAUUCCAGUUAAGACCAAUAAUUUUCACUUCUGAUGAUUUCUCUUGCAAUUUCUCAGCUGUUCUAAGUUCAGGCGAUAUAUCUGCUAAUUGCGAUUGACCUUCGAUAAUUCACCUUCCGAUGAUUUGUGUUCUGACGUUACUUGAUUAACAUUCUGUUGAUUCGUGGCAACCUUGUUCUCAAACUUAUCAAUUCGUUCCGUGAUGAGGCAAGAAGUGAACAUUUUCAUUAUUCUCUUCGUCAAAUAACAGACCUUCCUUACUUAAACGGGAGUUCAGAUGAUACAAUCGAGAUACACAUAGCCCAAACUUAGAAUUUUUCAAAUAUUGUUCCUCCUUGCAAGGAAGAUUAACUUGAUAUUUUCCUUCGGUCCUGUCAAAUGCAAUGUCCUUCAAGAAUUCUUUUCUUUGGUGGUCAGAUUGAGUGUAAUCAACUAUGCCAAAAAUGGACUCACUGUCCCAAAAACGUGCCAAACGUUCAGUCAAAUUGGAUGGUUGCUCAUCAUUUAAUAUGGAAUAGUUUGGAUGUGACAUGGUUAUCCCCAUUCUUGGUAUUUUAUACUGGACCAGAAACCAAACAACCAAACUUGCAGCUGACUGCUGCCAGUCCAUUACUCUCUCGAAUGAAAUUCCCGGUUAUAACAUCCCAAUAGUAGUCCGAUCCUAUUAAAACAUGAAUGUCAUCAUGACUAUUGGUAGCUGUGUUACAGUCGGCAAGAUCCAACUUUAUAAACGAAGAAUAGCUUUCUAGGUUUAUUGUACUAGGUAGUGGCGAACAUAUAUUACCAAAACUCAGAGCUGCGAUCUUUAUAUCUUGGCCAUUUCUUCCUUGCGGCGUUAAUUGGACCAAAUCAUACUCUUCCUUCGAGACACAGGCAUCACCAAAGGUAUUGAGGUUUAAUGAUUCUUUCUUGAUGGUGUUUCACACUAAGCUUCUGUGGUAGACCAGUUAAGACAUAGGAUCUUUGACUUCCACUAUCAAUGAGCACUCUGACUUUUGAACCUUCAUUGGAAACUUUUAUUUAAAUAGAGUAAUCCAAUCAGCUACGAUGUUAACUGUUAUCAUUAGGAGCCCUACUAACCUUGCUGUCUGUAUCAAUACUCUCGUUUGACUUCUUGUUACAGAUGUAGUGGCUGUACCAUUAGACUAUUCACUGACAACAGUUCCAGUCGUGGAAUCUCCCACAGGUUUGUUCUCUGGUGGUCGACUCGUUAGGUCCCGUGGUGGUUGACUCGAAUUAAAUUCACAGAUUGACUGAUGAUGCUUACCUGGGCAUUUCCGGUAUCGUCUAUUGGAGGUGCACUGGUUUAUUCGAUGACCCUUUAUAAAAUAUAAAAAGCAACGUUCUUGUCUCUUCAAAAUAUUUUUUCGAACUUGUGGAUCUUUAACCUUCUCACACGAGACGGGAAAGUGUUCUGCAUCACAAAACACACAACGUAUAUUGCCCCCAUUUUGAUCUCCUGCGAAAAAUGCGCCCGUUGUGUACAUUCUAUCUUUGUUGAGUAUCUGGAUCUCUUAACUUCAGAUUACUACUCAUCUCUCCUGCUUGCACUUCACUCUUCAAUACAUUCAAUACUCAUUCUUCGAUUUGCCAUCAUUUACAUCUUUCGUUGUAACUCGAGCGAUCUGAAGAUGAAAAUCUGGUGGUAAUUUAGACAUAAUGAUGGGUAUGAGAAAGCUCCCGUAUUGAUCAGAUGUCAUUCCCAAAGACUCCAGACCACGAACGUGUUAAGUUGUGUAAUUGUACCCUCCGUAAUAUGUUAAGAUUAAAAUGUUCUAGAGUGUGUAUUAUAUAAUUUCCAUACCCAGCGCAAGAAGAAAGAUGUUGCCUACCGCGUCUGGGUCUCGAACCCGCGACCUUCAAAUCACUAGAUCGACGCUCUACCAACUGAGCUACACGGUCAGACGGAUUUAAGACUGGAAAUUAUGAAAUAUAUACUGAAUGUCAUAAACAUACUCGUUUAUAUUAAUUCAGCAUAUAUAUUUCAUAAUUUAUAUAUAAUUGCGCUGUGUAUGGAAAUUAUAUAAUACACAGUUUAGAACAUUUUCAUCUUAAUAUAUAUAUAUAUAUAUAUAUAUAUAUAUAUAUAUAUAUAUAUAUAUAUAUAUAUAUAUAUAUAUAUAUAUAUAUAUAUAUAUAUAUACUCCGCUUUCUUUCACUGACAGUAAAUAAAAACUGUGCAGACUUGUACAAAAACGGAGCAAGAAAAGACGGCAUUUACUCAGUCAAUCCUGACAACCAAAGAAGUAUUCAAGUAAGAUGUGACAUGACCACAGCCGGUGGUGGUUGGACAAUAUUUCAAAGACGCUUAGAUGGCAGUGUUGAUUUCUACAGAGGAUGGAACGACUACAAACAUGGUUUUGGACAAAUGGAUGGUGAAUACUGGCUCGGAUUAGAUAAGAUUCAUCGAUUAAGUAAUAUUGGUCACAAUGUUCUCAGGAUAGACUUGGCUGAUUUUGAAGGACAAUAUCGAUAUGCCCAAUAUGAUAUUUUUGAAGUUGGUUCAGAAGAUGGAAACUACAAGUUACGUGUUGGAUAUUAUUCUGCAG
This is a messenger RNA of Paramuricea clavata, 8467 nucleotides long. The record is from the annotation of a GenBank genome assembly. NCBI's taxonomy places the organism in Eukaryota, Metazoa, Cnidaria, Anthozoa, Malacalcyonacea, Plexauridae.